Drosophila rhopaloa is the source of this 1412-nucleotide messenger RNA. RefSeq lists its product as uncharacterized. NCBI's taxonomy places the organism in Eukaryota, Metazoa, Arthropoda, Insecta, Diptera, Drosophilidae. Bases 258 to 1391 code for a protein of 377 amino acids. Gene Ontology annotation, molecular function: protein binding. The record is from RefSeq and is a predicted model, not a curated record. The transcript has 2 exons.
ACGCCAGCAAAUGCAAAGCGAUAAACUUUCGAAUCAGCUGGCAUAGCUUUUAAUUUCAUAAACAAUGCACAUUUUGCGUUAGGUCAGCUACAAACAAACCCAGAAACUGGUUUGCCAGCCAAUUGAUAGCAAGCACGUAUCUUAUCUGAGUGCAAAUAACAACAUAUUACUCACAACAAUAAAGAACGACGUGUCUUGAGGUUGCGUUCGAUUAGAACAGGGAUUUUAAUUUCAGUUUUAUUUCAACCGUUUCGGAAAUGAGUGCCAGAAGUAUAGAAGAUCUCCAUGUGGACUGCCUAUACUAUAUAUUUGAAUAUUUGUCCCCUGAUGAUCGCGUUACUUUUGCACAAGUAUGCCAGAGAUUUCGGCAGGUUUUCAUCAAUCAGUUCAGUAUGAAAUAUCGCGAAUUUACCAUCGAUAAAGACAGUGCGAGGCAUGAGCUAAUACAAUUUUGCAUCUGCCGGGAAGCUGUAGAAUCUUUAACCAUUGAUCUGGAUCACUUUGAUACGGCUAGAUGUUUUAGAACCUAUGGAUGUGAAGCACCGGUAAACUGUUUUGCGAUUCUUUACCAGACUUUGACCGGAAUGAUAGGAUUAGAGAACUUGGUUGUAAAGCAACUGUCGAUGCUCGUCACACCCGUUGUCAAACCCUUCGAUCAAAUUCUUACUGCCGUAAGACAUUUGCCGGAACUUAAACGAUUGGAAAUUCAUGCAAAAGAUGACUGCAGCGUGGAUCGUCUGACUCAACUUCAGCACCUCGAAGAAAUUAAGAUCCUCAUACCAAGAUUACCAACUCCAAUCCUGGUGAAAUGCUGCAAAUCGAAUGGCAAUAUUCGCAGCCUUCAUUUGGGCUAUUCCUGUGUGCAGAAAAAUUUAAGAGACAUAGUUCCCCACUGCAAAAACUUGGAGGUUCUCAAGUUUGGAAUGUCCGCAAAAUCUUCGGAAUACCUCCCAUUGGCUAGGCUUCCAAAACUCAGGGAGCUCUCGUAUUCCGGAAUUCGCAAGAGCGGCUCCUUUGAGCCACUCCUUUCGGCUUUGGCAGUCAAAUCACAGUUGACUCACCUGUCCAUCGAAGGAGGAAGUCUUACUUUGCAGGAGACCUGCCAGUUAGUCCGUAUCCAGAGCUUAAGGAACCUAAAAUGCUUUUGUUCGGAGACUGAGUGCGUUGAGAUGCUGGCCUGUCUGGCUAAUUUAGAGGAACUCUGCCUCUCCAUGUUCCGACCACUAGAUAUUUCCAAUUCCUUACUGCCAAUCAUAGCAAACUGUAAAAACAUGAAGCUCCUUCGAAUUGCGGUGGGUAAUGUCGAUGCAAACUUUGUAAACAAUGCCAUAAGACUUCAUAAAACUGGAGAAAAGGAUAACAGCUCGAUGGUAAUGGUAGUAGAUAAAUAGAUAAUAAUAACAUAUUAAUUG